AUGCAUGUGCCAGCAGCAGCAGCGGCUGCAGGGACAGCCUUCACAGGCAAAUGGCUUUUCGACUACAACCGCGCGAACUUCCAGUAUGAUGUUCCCCAGCGCUUUGGGCGCUUCAUGACCUCGCGUGGGAUGCUAAAUGCGCAAGUCGGCCAGUACCGUCAGGAUGUCCAUGGAAUUGCAGAGCUGACGUCAUCGAAGAUGGACACAGUGCAGGCCAUGAUGACUCUCGUACUUUGCGUUUGUGCUGCACUUUCAGAUGCCGGACGGAUUGGGAUGCACGGCUGCGCUCCUCCCCAGUGGCUGUGCGGACUCUAUUCAGGCCACAUCUACACGUCCAUUUUGUACUGUGGUACCGCACUCUGGCUGGGCAUGCAUGGAUCACUUCGCGCGCAGUGUGCCAUGACAUCUUUGCUCACCCGAAAGGUCAGACUGCCAAUUCCAUCCAUGGCGCAACUCGAUGCAGCCCGCUCGUUUGGCUCUGCGUUUGAGCAACAGAAGUUUGGCGACAUUUUCCGAGUGCCAUUUAUGCGUCAUCCUGAAGAUGCGCCGGAACUUCCGCCCGCUGAUGCUGGUGACUCUGGGGAGGAUGACGAUGACAAAAAGGAGAAGGGGAGCAAGGACGGCAAAAAAGCAGGAAAGAAAAAGGCAUCGAAGGUGCAUUUGCCGGAUCCGAGAACAGAGUUCAGCAGCACGGCCCGCGACACCGUUCCGUCAUGGAUUCGUGAUGAACAGGUAGUCGACAAGGGUGGUGGACUCAUGGGGUUACCUGCUCGUGAUGACUUCGAACCUUAUGAGACGCCAGAUCAUUUCAAGAUGCUUCUCGCGGCCCAAGAAGAAUGGUGGCAGUACGAUGUUUACGCUCGAAUCCUGAUGCUAUAUGGGUCCUGCCAGUUCUUGUAUGCAGUUUGCUAUUACUGCAUCGGGACCACUACAGCAGAGCUUCGUGGUUUUUGGAUCUCAUGGUCCAUGCCCAUGCUUUUCAUGGCGGCUCAAGUGCUGAUCCUUCGUCUGGACGUCGUCCGCACCUCCGGAAACCACAUGCUCCCGAACGCUGAGUGGAUUGGCCACCUUGCGCCCUACUUUGCAGUGACUGCCACCACGCUGGAGUAUCGGCAUCUUUAUUCUCCUACCACGGUCAUCCUCACAUGGGUAUUUGUUUUCCUCACAUACUUUGCACACAUCGUGAUGGCUAUGCGCUUCCUGGAUUUGGCAUGGCCAGACUGGAAUCGUGCAACAGAUAUGCCGGACGAACCAGGAAAGCCGUGGUGGCCAUCGUCCUGGAAAGUGCCUUCCGCAUUUCGGAAUGCAUUGUGGCUGCUUGCUCCGCCGAAGAAGCUGGAACCUGGCCAGCAUGACUUGCUUCAUGAAGCCGAGGGCUUGCAAAGCUCUGGUGGUGGAGCAGAGAUCAGACGUCGCGGAGGUGGCAAGGACAAGAAGGGUGCGAAAGCAGCAGGCAAAGCAAAGGAGGUGGGAGAAGGCCUGAUGUCAGAUGAAGCUGGCGAUACCUCACCAAAGACCUACCACGGCGAGGCAGAAGGAGCAUACACAGGACGCUCACCUUUCAAAGCCUUCGCGGAAGCUCGAUCACCGGACUUACCCUGGCAACUGGCUCGGGUUGCAAUUUGCACCGUGGGUUUUCUUUGGUUGUACAUGGGUGUGGCGCUAUUUGUCGAGAUGAACGUCGGGCCGGAUACCCUAAUGAAGCCUCCCGGAGAGCCUCCAUGGAUUCGUGACCAGAAGAUGAAGAACAUCUGGGUUCCCAAAGCAUGGCACAUGAGCAGUGAGCGGCUGCCCAGCGACUACCGCCUCGAGUCCUCAACUUUGGCCAAGUAUGAGGACGGAUCAAUCGGAGGUUUCAAUCCAGAUGACAUUCAUUCACCUGGAGUGGGGCAGAGCGGUGUGCAGGAGUCCCCUGAACAUGGACACAGUGGAGGACAUUCCGAGGGCGAGAGCCAUUCGGCACACAGGCGGCUGGCAGGAGAUGACCAGUUGCUUCGCGAUCUCCUCAAGGCGAAAGAUGGUUUGGCUUGGUUGCACGACUCUCUUCAAGAGAUCGAGGCCAAGCAUCAGGCUCCUUUGGAGUUGUCGCCAUCAACUUCGCCACCCUUCAUGGCGCCAACUACCGUGAACGUCAAGGAGGUGAAGUGGCCUGCUCUCUUUGAACCGCAACACUUGCUGUGCAGGGGAUCCGAACUAAUGGCCUUGACGUCUCGUGGAUUUGGGGCGCAUCUCUUGAAUCUUGACGCUCAAGAGGUUGAUGUGAACUCUUUCGCGCUGGAGGGACUUGGAGCCAUUCGCUCGCUUGUGGGCGGAAAUUGGCUGGAUGACGGGCUGCAGCUCAUCACAAAGGUUGGCGAGCUGUUCGACUGUCCCGGCGCGGCUCCAGUGAAAGGGCGAUGGGCCUGCAAGAACUCGACGACUAAAUUGCCGCUGCCACGUGGAUCGUCACUUCUUGCGGCUGCAAUGUCAAAGCCGGAGGAGACUGGCCGAAUUGUUGCGUUGCUGUUUGAGAAAGAUCCAAGCAUUGUGAACCUCUUCCAUGACGAUGCAGCCGGCUGGACGUCAGUGGGCGAGGUGCACCUGCCGUCCACUGCAGGCCACGUUGGCUUGUCGAUCUCCGGUAAGGACGUCCUUGCACUCCUGGACAGCGGCGCGGUACUGCGGCGCAACAUUCUGGAAGGAUCUACAACAUGGCAUCCACCACCACCAGCCACGCAGCUGCCACGGGAGUACCGUGCAAUCUGCAACAAGGAGAGUGAAGCAGGUGGCUUGCUGCGUCUAGCCCUUCGACAAGCCGCACCAAAGUUGGAGGCUUGGCUACCUGAGCUCUCCGUGGACUGA
Symbiodinium pilosum is the source of this 2841-nucleotide messenger RNA. NCBI's taxonomy places the organism in Eukaryota, Dinophyceae, Suessiales, Symbiodiniaceae. The record is from the annotation of a GenBank genome assembly.